This is a messenger RNA of Bombina bombina (fire-bellied toad), 1639 nucleotides long. RefSeq names its product OTU deubiquitinase with linear linkage specificity like (gene OTULINL). The record is from RefSeq and is a predicted model, not a curated record. Gene Ontology annotation, molecular function: cysteine-type deubiquitinase activity. The transcript has 8 exons. Gene Ontology annotation, biological process: protein linear deubiquitination. NCBI's taxonomy places the organism in Eukaryota, Metazoa, Chordata, Amphibia, Anura, Bombinatoridae. Gene Ontology annotation, cellular component: cytoplasm. Bases 180 to 1292 code for a protein of 370 amino acids.
ACUGUGCCUGUUGAGCUGAAUGUCAGAGUGGGAGGGGAAUUUGUAUGACUGCUGGAUGCUAUUUAACUAAGAUAUUCUUAAAGAGCCUUGGAAAAACUUUUGCAAACAGGUGGUUGGUUGACAUAAAACAGAAGAGGUGAAUAGUUGUGAAGGGACAGGAAGAGGAGAGAGCAAGCACUAUGCACAAAGAACCUCUCUUUCAACAACUCCAGCAGGAGAUGCAGUGUAACACAGAGCAGCAACGUGCAAAUGCACAGCAAUGUCUUUCUUCAGCCCAUGGGGGGGCUGCAGAUGCAAGUAAACAACACUCAAGGAUGAGCCCAUUUCAUAAGCUGCUAAGUAAGCUAUGGAAUAUAAUAAGCCAGGCUCUUGUCAUUGCUGUCACAGUUUUCUUUUUGAUGUGGCAAUCAUUCAAAGCUCUGAUGUCAAAAUGGAGCCAAUUGCCUAGCAAAGGACAGUUUAGAAGUAAAAGGAACUUCAGUGUAAAUGCAGAAGUUGAUGUGCUCUCUUACUGUGCUAAGGAAUGGAAAGGGGAACUACUCCGUGCCAAGAAAAUGAGGAAGGCAUAUGAAGAACUCUUCUGGAACCAUCAGAUCAAAAGACUCCGAUCGGUAAAAGAUGACCAUUAUUGUGCUCUCAGAGCUGUGUUAUUUCAAGUUUUUAUUCAAGGAAUCCCAUUUCCUUCAUGGAUGAAAGAGAAAGAUAUACUAAAGCUUCCUGAAAAACUCCUGUAUUCUCAAGGAUGUAAUUGGAUUCAGCAGUUCAGCUUUGGGCCCGAAAAGUAUACAGGACCUAAAGUGUACACAAAGCUGCGCAAAUGUUUAGAAGACCUCAAAAGUCAGUGGAUGGAGGUUUGUGCUGCUAAAGACCACUGUGGAAGACAGAAGUUGUGCAAAGCUAUUUUUUCUGAUGAAGCAAAGGAGAAUACACUUUAUGAAGCUGUAAAGUUUAUCAUGUUGUACCUCGUCAUAGAUGCUUAUGAGAACAUGAAGACUGAACAGGAUUUCCCUGUCUUUCUCAAUUACCUUUUUUCCCGGGACACAUCAUCCGACCCUCUUAGUUUCAUGAUGAAUCACCUGAAUUCUGUAGGUGACACCACAGGAAUCGAACAGGUUGAUAUGUUUUUGAUUGGACAUGCACUUGAAGUUAAGAUAAAAGUUUAUCGACUGCACAAGUUCGAUACUGAAGACUUUCUAUUGUUUUACCCUGUGGACUAUAAAAGAGACUGGCAUGAGAUUUGCCUCCUGACAGAGGAUGAUCGACACUAUAAAAUACCUGUCAGACCUAAAUAAGAGAUAACUCAUGCCAACAUCAACACCAUAAUAUGUCAAUACCAGACAUUAAACGUGAAAUAUAGGACUAAGCAUUUAACACAUUGUUGAACUAUCCUAACAGUCUGCCAUAUUAUACAUAGAAGGUUCUGCAGAAGUAGUGACACCAAUGCCUUUGCUUUAAGUGUGACCUCCAGGUGUCAGUUGUUUGUAGACGUCAAUUUGCUGUGUUUUAAAGUGAGCUUUUAGAAAUGUAUUUAUUGAAAAAAACUAAACAACUGGAAUUUAAAAUGUAAUCAUUUUGUAGUCUUUGCAGGUCAAGAUGUAGUAUAAGAGAAUGGUUGAUAAAAAAAUUGCCUUUCCAACGA